CUUCAAUAAGCUUAUUCGCGCUCUUCAUAAAUAUUUUCUUCAGUCUUUAGUCUAUUUAUAUGUUUUGAUAAUCGGAAAGAAAAACACAAUUGGAUCAGAAUGUCUGUUUGUACCGCAGCCGAAAUUGCAGAAAAGCGUCGUAUUGCAUUAGAGAAGUUAGCAGCUAAAAAGCAACGUUUGGCUAACGCCUCAUCAACUGCAACAAAAAUAACAUCUCCAGUUCAACAGCAAUGCACAGCUACAGGUGCCAUAUCAACAAAUAGCUUCUUUAAGCAGCAAAAUCACACACAAACACAAAGUGAUGCAAACGCAAAACUUCAGCAAAAUUCGAGUGCUAAGCCCAGCGCUGCAGCCAUAAAUUUUCUAAAUGAUUUAAAGCGUAGUAACAUUGGAAAGUAUGUAAAUAAUGCACGAAAUUCAGCACAACCAUAUCCCCGAAGCCCAUUUCACAACAAGCCAAAUGCUGCUGCAAUUCAAACUGUCAGCAAUGUAAAUCAACAAAAUCUGGCACCUGUUUUCGCUGUCCAAGUUAGCUGUAAGGUAUAUAUGAUCAGUAAUACACGCUUUGUGGCACAGCCUUCAUGUUACCAUGCCAAACUUAUCGAUGUGUUUAAAACUAUACCAUCAAGAUCAUAUGAUAACUUAAAAUGUACUUGGAGUUUCGGACUACAAGAUUAUGAGCUAUUGCAGGAACGCGUCGGCGGUAUGAAGCCAGACGUAAGCAUUGGCACCAUACCAAAGAGUGUGAUUUCAGUAUGCCGCACACCGCCUGUGGAAAUCGAACACUCCUGCUUAUCCUCGAUCGAACCAAAGUUAGCACAGAAACUAUUACCUUUCCAGCAAGAAGGAGUUUGUUUUGCUAUUGCGCAUCACGGUCGUCUUAUGAUCUGUGAUGAAAUGGGUCUAGGCAAAACGUAUCAAGCGCUUGCUGUGGCAGACUUUUACAAGGAAUCAUGGCCUCUGUUAAUUUGUACCACUGCUUCUGUUCGCGAAUCCUGGGUCAAUCACGUACGCGAUCUGCUACCCAGUAUACAUGUCCACUACAUACAAACGUUGCUAAAUAAUCAGCAAUAUUUCCAUGAUGCAAAAGUGCUUAUCACCAGUUACAAUAUGAUGGAUAAGCAUGUUGACCGAUUAUUGGAGCAUAAAUUUGGUUUUGUAAUAUUCGAUGAAUCGCACACUUUGAAAAAUGCCAAAACUAAAUGCUCUAUGGCGGCGGAACGUUUAACACAAAAAGCACGACAUGUGAUAUUGCUUUCGGGCACACCAGCCCUAUCGCGACCCUUAGAAUUAUUCACACAAAUUCAUCUCAUCGAUCGCAAAUUCAUGACAUUUAAGGAAUAUACUACUCGUUACUGUGAUGGCAAGCAAACGCAUUUUGGCUGGGAUGCGACAGGUCAGUCGAAUCUGGAAGAGCUAAAUGUUGUGCUAAAAGAAAAAUUUAUGAUAAGACGCACAAAGGAUUCUGUGCUGCCACAAUUGGCUGAAAAGAAUCGUGAAACCGUGCUGCUGGACCCAGCGCUUUUGUCAAUCAAUACAGUAUCGAAGCAAAAUUUGGAAACGCUUAGCCGAGAUUUCUCCACAAGCAAAGGCCGCGAACGCGAAGACAUACUACUAAGGUUCUAUUCAACGACGGCUGAGGUUAAAGCGCGUGCUGUGUGCGCUUACUUAAAAAACUUGGUGAAAGACAAAAUUAAAUUCAUUGUGUUUGCACAUCAUCGCGUCAUGCUGGACGCCAUAAGCGAUUGCUUGUGCAAAUUAAAUGUGAAUUUUAUACGCAUUGAUGGCACUACCAAAAAUGAGGCGCGCGGGGAAUAUAUAGAGAAAUUUCAAACGAAAUCGUCCUGCCAAGUUGCUGUGCUCUCAUUGCGCGCCUGCAAUGCCGGCAUCACGCUAACCGCCGCCGAAAUGAUUAUUUUCGCCGAAUUGGACUGGAAUCCAAGUACCUUAGCGCAGGCGGAGAGUCGCGCACAUCGCAUCGGCCAAAAUAAAGCGAUCAUAUGCCGUUACUUAAUGGCGCCGAAAACGGCCGAUGAUGCCAUCUGGAAUAUGUUGAAAAAUAAACAGGAUGUUUUGAACCGUGCUGGUUUAUUCUGUGAGAACUUGCAGGAUGCCACGCACACCGCAGCGCCUACAGGGUCACAUAAAAUUGAAAACUACUUUUCGCCUAUGAARAAGGUUGAUCCACCUAAAUCAAGCACGACGGCUGACGUUGUGCACAUUAAACCACAACCAGCCGCUGGCGUUGUAGACGAUGCAGCGCAGAAGUUGGACUUGAGCAAGGAAUUGGAGAAUAUCGAUGAAUUUUUUAUGGAUGACGAUGAUGAUGCGUUCAAGGACCUGAUGUUUUGAUUUUUGUUUGUGUGUGUGUUUUUUUCAAGUGUUCGAAGUAAUGUGUUUGAAGUAAUAAGCAGCGCAUGUGUGUUUGAAUAUUGUAGUUGGCUAUAUUAUUUUUUUACUAUUAUACGCUAACUUCUGCCACCAAUAA
Bactrocera latifrons is the source of this 2488-nucleotide messenger RNA. It is a transcript of the gene Marcal1, whose product is annotated as SWI/SNF-related matrix-associated actin-dependent regulator of chromatin subfamily A-like protein 1. Gene Ontology annotation, cellular component: nuclear replication fork. Gene Ontology annotation, molecular function: ATP binding; ATP-dependent chromatin remodeler activity. The transcript has 10 exons. The coding region runs from base 100 to 2352 and encodes 750 amino acids. Lineage: Eukaryota; Metazoa; Arthropoda; Insecta; Diptera; Tephritidae. Gene Ontology annotation, biological process: replication fork processing; DNA repair. The record is from RefSeq and is a predicted model, not a curated record.